AGCCUGCCGUCACCUCUCCUGGACCUCCUCCGAAUCGUCUCUCCUGCGGGCCCACUCAUGCCCUGUGAACGCUCCGCCCUACUGGUUCUGGUAUAGAUGCAUUCUCGUGGUCCCGUGCGUGCGACUCUGCGAGGCGGCACACUGAGACGCGAGGCUAAUUACGCUUGAAGCGUCAGGCCUGCGGUUGAUGUAACCCGAGCGCGACGUGCUUGUGGCUUCAUGUUGGGAGCCUGGGAGCCUGCGCCCUGGUGCCAGUGCUCGCAGCAACUGGGUAUCGCUGCGAAAAGCUUCAGUACGGAACGUACUACCACCGAUCGUGUGCUAGUCAUGCCUGCGCCCGACCCCAGCGGUCAAGUACCCAGUGCGUUGUCAAUAUCGUAUCGUAUUCGAAUUCGCCAUAGCAAGUGUCGACACAUGCUGUCUAUGGUCCGCAACAAGUUACAAUCUUGGAGAUCAAGAAGACGUGCGUACCAUGUUACCCCGGGGCCCUGGCAGGAUGCGUAUGGACUCAAACCUCGGAUAGGUCCUUCAAAACCAGCCGGAGACUCUGAGUCAACUUCUCCCGCGCCGACGUCUCUCCUAGUCUCCUACUUGUAAGUUAGUCUCUAUGACGAAAAGGUGGUUAAUAGGGUUCUCAGGAUCUUGCAUUGCGCGCGCGAUCGCAAGCCUCGAUCUCCGCUAGUUC
Fomitopsis serialis is the source of this 685-nucleotide messenger RNA. RefSeq lists its product as uncharacterized. The transcript has 2 exons. Bases 220 to 597 code for a protein of 125 amino acids. Lineage: Eukaryota; Fungi; Basidiomycota; Agaricomycetes; Polyporales; Fomitopsidaceae. The record is from RefSeq and is a predicted model, not a curated record.